Messenger RNA from Ascochyta rabiei, 507 nucleotides. RefSeq names its product Protein-tyrosine-phosphatase. The transcript has a single exon. Bases 1 to 507 code for a protein of 168 amino acids. Gene Ontology annotation, cellular component: nucleus; cytoplasm. The record is from RefSeq and is a predicted model, not a curated record. Gene Ontology annotation, molecular function: protein tyrosine phosphatase activity. Lineage: Eukaryota; Fungi; Ascomycota; Dothideomycetes; Pleosporales; Didymellaceae.
AUGUCAGCAAUCACGCUCGCAGACCUCCAGUUCAUCGACCGCGAAACCCUAGCGAAGAAAUUCGACGCCGUGCAAGCUCUGCCCACAGACACCGCCGUCGUCGACGUCCGCGACAGCGACCACAUCGGAGGACACAUUCGCGGAAGCACAUGGAUGCCCAGCUCGCAGCUAGACUACAAAGUGCCGGAGCUGGUGCGCACGCUCAGAGACAAGGAAGUCGUUGUGUUUCACUGCGCUCUGAGUCAGCAGCGAGGGCCGAGCGCGGCGCUGAGGUAUCUGCGGGAGAAGGAGCGGUUGGAUCCUAGCGCGACUCUGGAGUCGAAGGGUGAGGUCAAGGAGGAGGGUGUCGGUUCUAGAAGUGAAGAGGGCGUGGAGGGGAAACGCGAGGGCAAGAAGCAGAGGGUGUACGUGCUGAGAGGUGGGUUUACGGAGUGGCAGGAGAAGUAUGGGGAAGACAGUAAGUUGACCGAGGGCUAUCAGAAGGACAUUUGGGAGUUUGGGUCUUGA